AUGGUACGAUUUAUAUAUUGUCCAAUAUCUGGAAAAUCCACUGUUUUGGCAUUAGGCAUGAUGCCUCUUAACGUCUGGAUUUAUGCGAAAGAUACCGAGGCCAGCAAAUUGGUCAUACCUUAUCUUAAUAUGGCUUUAUCCUUAAUUAUGAUCACGUCUCCCGUCCUUUUUGGUAUGCUUUUGAAAUGGAAAGUUCCAAAAGUGUCUGAAUACGUUACCAAGUGUGGUAGUGUAUUAGGUUUGGUGCUUAUUGCAGUGGUGUUUGUAUUAGAAAUGAUAUUAUUUAGCUCUGCCCUUCUUCGUUUAACUUGGCAACACAUUGUGACUUCUGCGCUUAUGCCACUGGUUGGAAUUCUGACAGGAUUUUGUAUAGCAUUUCUUUUUAGAAGACCCAUCGCAGUAUGUAAAACGGUAGGAAUUGAAAGUGGUAUUCAAAAUGUAGCUGUAUCACUUAGUNAAUUUCCUUUCCUAUAA
Centruroides sculpturatus (bark scorpion) is the source of this 474-nucleotide messenger RNA. RefSeq names its product solute carrier family 10 member 6-like. The transcript is spliced from 3 exons. Gene Ontology annotation, cellular component: membrane. Gene Ontology annotation, molecular function: bile acid:sodium symporter activity. Bases 1 to 474 code for a protein of 157 amino acids. Gene Ontology annotation, biological process: bile acid and bile salt transport. NCBI's taxonomy places the organism in Eukaryota, Metazoa, Arthropoda, Arachnida, Scorpiones, Buthidae. The record is from RefSeq and is a predicted model, not a curated record.